UAUUGUCCAUACCUUAGCUUCCCAUCCAUUGUUUCUCACCAGUGAAUGCGCUGAUUUGAUGUUGUGUUUCAGACUGGAAGCAGAAGGGCAGUCAAGGUGUGUCUCUGCAGUGUUAUAAAAGUCUUGCUGAAGCGGUGCAUCUUUGAGCUGCUGGUGGCUCACCAACAUUGCUCAAAUGGUAUUGUCUAACCACAACUACAUUAUAGUAACGAUAGUGCCUCUGAUGAACGACCCCAUCAGGAAGGUGUCCGAGAUGUGUUGUGAAUUGGUCAGUAAACUGCUGAAACAGGAUAAAGUGGGCCAGGCUUUAUUAGUAACGGUGAAAGUUAUCUCAGGCUUGGUCAAGAGCAGGAAUUAUGACGUGAAACCUGAGUAUGGAUGGGCUGAUGCUGAAGACUCUCUGUCUGUGGAUAAAAGUAGACAUGAAGAAAGAUACUGUGCCCAAAAUGAAGUUCAUUACAUUCAAGGAGAAGAGGAUCUGUCCAGGGUGCAGCAGAAGGUCCAUGUUGAGAGUUUUUUUCUAUAA
Messenger RNA from Xyrauchen texanus (razorback sucker), 526 nucleotides. Its product is annotated as nucleolar complex protein 3 homolog. NCBI's taxonomy places the organism in Eukaryota, Metazoa, Chordata, Actinopteri, Cypriniformes, Catostomidae. Bases 176 to 526 code for a protein of 116 amino acids. Gene Ontology annotation, molecular function: chromatin binding. The transcript is spliced from 3 exons. Gene Ontology annotation, biological process: DNA replication initiation. Gene Ontology annotation, cellular component: nucleolus. The record is from RefSeq and is a predicted model, not a curated record.